Colletotrichum truncatum is the source of this 555-nucleotide messenger RNA. RefSeq lists its product as uncharacterized. NCBI's taxonomy places the organism in Eukaryota, Fungi, Ascomycota, Sordariomycetes, Glomerellales, Glomerellaceae. The record is from RefSeq and is a predicted model, not a curated record.
AUGCAUCUUUCACACGUUCUCGCUAUCCUCUCUCUUACGGCAGGCUCUAUCGCUGCCCCAGGAGAUCGCGGCAGCUACACUGUUUCUGGUUUGGGAUCGCGUAAGAAAGCCAUUCUUGAUGCUGGUGGAAAUACUCUUGAUCUUGCUAUCGCUAUGCUUGAGGACGAGCGCAUGCAGACCAACUACCCAUACGGUGAUGGAAAGACUCUUGACGCUGCCAACUUUGGUGUAUUCAAGGUCAACUGGGGCAUGCUUCGGACCUGUGCUUCUCGUGCUGGGUUCAAGGGUCAGCGCCAAGACCAGUGGAACAACGGCGCUAAACUGAACUCUGAUAUCUAUGCUGACGUGGCCUCCCGAUGGGAUUGCCAGAACUAUUUCGGGUACCAAAAGUGGUUUGCAGGCCACCGCAACGGUGAGACUGGUUUGAACAAUCCCAACACCGAGGACAUCAAAUUCUAUCGCGAGUCUGUUGAGUGGAUUCAAAGGCAGAUCGAUUCCAACUCUAAGUACAAGUCUGAUGACACCCGUUUCUGGGUUGACGUUACUCCCAUUUAG